AACAAUAUUUUUUUGGUGACCUCUUUCCAUCUGAUCCUGAAACUAGAAGUAGACGACACCACCUUCAUUUUCGUGCUGAAUUCUUUUACCCCCGAUCCCAAAAACCAAAAUAACUCAAUUAAAGAAAUCCUUAGUAAAGAAAUACAUACGGCUUCAUCAACCAUGGCUCUGGUGCUCUACGCAAUCCUCAAUUUAGUGCUGCAUUAAGCCAUGUAAUUGGAAAAGUUUCAUUUUUUUCUUUGUUCCCUUUGGCUCUGAGUGGGUAGGGCUGACUAGAUGGCUUGCUAUUGCAUCGUAAGGGACAAUUUUUGAAUUUCCCCGUCUGGCUCCUAUCACUUUGCAUUUCAGGAUAUUCUUUUUUUUCAGUCAUCGGCGCUUUGGAAUCUGAGGUACACUAACAUUGGAUUGGUGUCUUUUGCAUUCGUUUCUUAUGAUCCGUGAAUCUGUUAGAACAUAUAAUUGUUUUUUCAUGCGAAAUAAUUCGAGAACUCAAGUUGCUGUCUGUGACUAAGUAUGGUAAGUUUGGCAGACAGUGGCUUUAUUCUGGCUAUGGAUUGUUUGCGAUGAAAAUGCAUUGCGAGACGGAUUGGGGAAUGGGGUUGUAGUUAGAUAUGUUUUGGCUGAGAGAUAUGGAUUUGCAAAGUAAUCCUCAGCCCGAAUUGGGAAAACUGGAACAAAUCGCUUACAAAUUCCUAUUAAAGAGUUUACACAUCAUUCUGGACUCGAGGGUUCCUUCUCUUCAUCCACAUGAUCGUAGUGGGGACCUGUCAUCGGCUUCUCGGGUGAGAAAAAGUGACAAAUGGUUCAACUUAGUUCUAGGUGACCGCCCUGCAGCUCUGGACAACUUGAGUUUCUGGCACAGAAAUCUGAUGGAUCCAAUGAUAAUUGAUGUGAUACUUGUUCGUGAAGGGUCUAAUUUAGUGGGAGUAUUUGCUGAGACUGUUAUUGAGAGGUGGGUUGUUCAGUAUGAAUAUCCACGAGUUGUGGCUGCUCAAACUGGUGAAAAUUCUGCCUUGUACAAGAAAACAUACAAGAGGUCGAUAAUACUUUUACGGGCUCUUUAUACACAUAUGAGGCUUCUCCCAGCAUAUAAGAUAUUUCGGCAGCUGAGUACAUCAAGCCAGACUUAUAAUUUCGAUAUCAUUUACAAGGUGUCUUCAUUUAGUGAUCCCUUCUCAAGGGCGGAUGGGGAAAUGAUGGAGGAAUACAGUUUCACUCCUGUAGAGGCCUUCCCUGGCCGCCUUUGCAUAUCUGUGACUUACCGUUCUACACUGACUGAGUUCAAACUUGAGCCUUCAACCUUAUUGCCACCGAGGAUUAUUACAGAUUAUGUUGGUAGCCCCGACACUGACCCACUGAGGUCUUUUCCCCCUUCAGUGAAGGGUGUUCACGGUAUUUCUUUUCCAUUGAGACCAGUACGAGCUCCAUCUUCGGUGCCACUUCAACGCCCACACAGCUGGACAAGUGGCUUCCACAGAGCAACUUUUUCUGCACAGAAUCAACCUAUUGUUGGAUCUCCACCUGCAUAUCGCCCAUCUGCUGUGCCAUAUGAUUAUUCAUCUCCACCUGCGGAUAUGUAUGGUAACAGAGCUCAACACUAUAGAAUGCCAAUCCAUCAGAGGGCCAUCAGCUAUGAUGAUUAUCAGCUUUCACCCCCAUUCUCUCCAUCUCCAUCCCCAUCUUCUCCAUCGUACAUCUCCAGUGGUAAUCCUAUGCACACACUUAUGCGCCCAGAAACUGCUCCUGUAAGUAUACCAUUUCCAAUGACAGGCAGGAGUUCUAGAUUCCUUUCUCCCAAUUCUUUUGAUCCAAAUAGAAGUUCCCUUCCACCUUUAUCUCCAAGAAGCAGAAAGACUGAGCCUUCAUCACAGGAGUCUCCAUGUGGAACUGCAUCUUUUAGGAAAAUAGAGGCUUUAAGGUCUGGAGAGAUGCAGAGUUAUUAUGCUGGCCAGAAGAUGAUCAGAGAUAGCAGAGAUGAUUCGGGGCGGUUCUCAGGGUUACUAUCUUCCAGUGGCUCACCCCGUAUUGGAUUUUCUAGAAGCUCAAGCAGAUUAUCUUUCCAGGAUGACUUGGAUGAUAAUGACUUUUCAUGUCCUUUUGAUGUUGAUGAUGUUGACACAUUGGAUUUUGAUGCCAGUCAAACUCUUGAUGGGAAAAAAGCUUCCGAGUUUACUUCACAGUCAUUGCCAAUUGGUAGAAAAUCACAAGAUGCUGCUGUUGGCGUUCUCGUUCACACGCUGAGAACAGCACCUCCUCUUCGCCAAGAUCCAAGUUGUUACUCAUCCCACUCAAUGAAGAUUGAACUUGAGGGAGGAGUUACUUCAGCUUCUGGAUUCUUUAUGCCUCGAAAGACAGCUGAUGCCCUUGAAGAGCUCAGGAGUUACAGAGAAAUGAAAGACCUACUUCUGUCUAAGAGUGGAACUAUGGUGUUUAGCAAAGAUGAAACUUGAGCUUGCUGCUUUGAUGGGGUUGUCUUUGUUUAUACACAGAAAUAUAGCUACUAGGAGGAAAGAGAUGACAGAGUUGCUGGCAGUGAUUAUGAAUGGAAGGACAACCACCGGUCCAAUGUAACAGAAACUUCAGGAGCAGAAGAUUGUGUACAUAUCAUGACUGAAAAUAGUCGCUGGAUUCAUGAACAUGUUAAAUAAUUUCAGGACCGUUACCAUGUUUGAAAUGUUUAUAGCUAAAAGCUCCAGAUCUAGUUUGCUGCAGCCAGCAAAUUAUGUCAA
This is a messenger RNA of Juglans regia (Persian walnut), 2729 nucleotides long. RefSeq names its product autophagy-related protein 13a. Bases 612 to 2450 code for a protein of 612 amino acids. Gene Ontology annotation, cellular component: extrinsic component of membrane; Atg1/ULK1 kinase complex; cytosol. The record is from RefSeq and is a predicted model, not a curated record. Gene Ontology annotation, biological process: autophagosome assembly; mitophagy; piecemeal microautophagy of the nucleus. Lineage: Eukaryota; Viridiplantae; Streptophyta; Magnoliopsida; Fagales; Juglandaceae. The transcript has 4 exons.